AUGAGACUUUCGAGGCGAGAUACUAUUUGUUUCCUUUUCCAUAAGUCUAGCGCCGUUACCACCUUUUUGCUGCUCUCAUACGUAGUUGUUGCGUGUGAAGGCGGCGAAGACCGACGUCUGCCCCAGCCUACUUUGAGACUCGCAUUAGAGCCUCGUCGCCAACGACCUCGCUCCGAACUCAAGAUCCUACAGGCACUUCGCAAUUCGGGCACCCAAGGCCUGCUGCACCAUCCGUGUCCGAUUCCAACAACACGUCAAACCCCCCAACUUCUCACCUGCGACGGUGGAUUUAUGCGUCAUAUCAUCCCACAAAUUCGAAUCUGCACUCGCGCAGUCAAGAAGCCACCAGUAACCACUUACCGUGCCAUUCACACAGCAACUGCAAAGUUCAUCACUAUCAGCCCCCAAGGGGCUCCAGCGACUCGCGAGGUCGAAGUAUAUCUCGGGGAUCCAGAGGAAGCAUUUGUCUUGCUAGACCCCGAAAUCUGCCAGGCUUUCAAAAGAGGAACCAUGCUGCAGGGCGGUUGCUCCAUGGCGCACGACCAAUAUUUGUAUCCAUUGAAAUUCCACCACGAUACGCGACACUUCUCCCAUGAGUCAUCACUGUAUCCUCGACUUGAGAUACCGCAAGACCUUCCCCGUCAAUCGGAUACAAACAGUAGCCCAGCAACUCUUCAUACCUAUGGAGCAACACAUGCAAUCACCCUUGACGGAACGCCAGACGAGGCGUUCGAACGCAGUCUCAGAGAGUCAGCACAACGGUUGCAGCCAAUCUUAGAUGAGCUCAAAGAUACAGAGAGCAUUCCCAAGGAUAUGUCUACGAACUUUUGA
Molecule: messenger RNA, 831 nt
Organism: Venustampulla echinocandica
Lineage: Eukaryota; Fungi; Ascomycota; Leotiomycetes; Helotiales; Pleuroascaceae
Exons: 4
Coding region: 1-831 (276 amino acids)
Source: RefSeq, a predicted model, not a curated record